This is a messenger RNA of Carya illinoinensis, 2112 nucleotides long. Its product is annotated as regulation of nuclear pre-mRNA domain-containing protein 1A-like. NCBI's taxonomy places the organism in Eukaryota, Viridiplantae, Streptophyta, Magnoliopsida, Fagales, Juglandaceae. The coding region runs from base 280 to 1860 and encodes 526 amino acids. Gene Ontology annotation, cellular component: RNA polymerase II, holoenzyme. Gene Ontology annotation, biological process: mRNA 3'-end processing. Gene Ontology annotation, molecular function: RNA polymerase II complex binding. The record is from RefSeq and is a predicted model, not a curated record. The transcript is spliced from 8 exons.
UUACUGCUUAAGACAAUUUUGGGGGCAGAAGUAGAAGAACUGUGUGCGCCUUUCUCCGUCGGUUCCCAAAAAACUCCAAUUGGUACGGUAAUCCCCCUAUCUCCAAUACAAACCCCUAAUUCUAUCUCAUUCCUCUCCCAUGGAAGAAGAGCUCCACCACGCUCUUCUCACCGGCAGUUGAUUCUUCCCGCUUUCUUCUCGAUAGAUUACUUCACUUUUGAGGUCAGCAUUGUGCUUCAGCAUUGUGCUUCAUUAGUUGGAAAACUAUCAUCAGAAUCAAUGGGGAGUACAUUCAAUCCUCAGAUUUUAGUGGAGAAGCUAGCCAAGCUCAACAAUUCACAGGCGAGUAUAGAGACUUUAUCACAUUGGUGUAUAUUCCAUAUGAAUAAAGCAAAGCAAGUUGUUGAAACAUGGGAUCAGCGGUUUCAUGGUUCUCCACGUGAUCAGAGAUUAGCCUUUCUAUAUCUUGCAAAUGACAUAUUGCAGAACAGUAGGCGAAAGGGUUCAGAGUUUGUUGGUGAAUUUUGGAAGGUUCUUCCAAAUGCUCUUCAUGAUGUGAUUGAAAAUGGGGAUGAGUAUGGAAGGAAUGCUGCACUCCGAUUGAUAGGUAUAUGGGAGGAGAGAAAAGUUUUUGGUUCUAGGGGGCAGAUUCUUAAGGAAGGACUGGUGGGUGGUAGGCACUUGGAAAAUAGUAAUAGAAAUGGAAAGGAUUUGAACUUCAAAUUGAGACCAUCUGCUGGAAAUAUAUUGGAAAAAAUUGUUUCAGACUAUCAUGCUGUUUAUGGUGGCCAGUUGGAUGAAGAUGUUAUAUUAAGCAAAUGCAGCAAUGCUGUUAGCAGUCUUGAGAAACUAGAUAAGGAAAUUGGUGGUGAUAUUAAUUCAGGGCAAUUCCAUGGAUCUGCAUUUGUGGAGGAGCUCAGAGGGCAGCAUGCUAUACUGAGGGACUGUAUUGAACAACUAACGGCAGUUGAAUCAUCCAGAGCAAGUCUUGUCUCUCAUUUAAGAGAAGCUCUCCAGGAGCAGGAAUUUAAGCUGGAUCGAGACCGUAACCAACUUCAGGCCGCACAUUCCCAAUCAGAACAGGCAGGUAAUAUCUGCCAACAGUUACUAGAUAGAAACAAAGGUAGGUCACCAGCUGAACCGAGCCUGAGGGAAGCUCAAACAUCCAUGGCACCUCACAGCUUUAUACCAGGAGAUAGGGAACAAUCUGCUCCAGUAAUGUACACACGGCAGGCUUCCUUUCCUGAAAAAUCUGGCCAGGCUGAGGAUGACCCACGCAAGUCUGCUGCUGCUGCAGUGGCAGCAAAGCUAACCGCAUCGACAUCCUCAGCCCAGAUGCUCUCUUAUGUCCUAUCCUCCCUUGCAUCAGAGGGAGUGAUAGGAAAUCCAGUGAAAGAAUCCCCAAGUGCUUACCCUCCCGAAAAAAGGCAUAAGCUCGAAAAUGACCAAUCCUCUUACAUACCUCAGAAUCUUCAACAAACGCCAGUUCCUCCUUACCCGCAUCCAGAAUCUAUACAACACAGUGUCUCUACCAGCAGCCAACAGUUUACUCCAAAUGAGCCACCACCUCCUCCCUCAUCGUCUCCUCCUCCAUUGCCACCACUACCACCUAUGCCACAAUAUGCACUAACCCAGUACAUGCAAACUGCUGGAUCAGUAACCAGUCUACCAUACAGCUAUGGGGUGGCCCAACAACAGCUGCCUGCAAUGCCUAGUUAUUUGACAAUCGGGGCUCCGGUGAAUGGAAUUCCCACCUUUACAACACCUCCUACAAAUUCUUACCAGGGCUUUCAGGGUUCUGAGGGUAAUAUCUACAACCAACCAUCGUCCAUGCCAAUGGCUCCAAUUUCUCGACAAUAGAAUUUUGAGUUCCAGUGCUAGCUGAGCGUAAUGGAGGUGGUUUUGAUGUUGACCAUAGCUAUUACAUAAUUUAGUGAAGCUUCAUCGUCUGCCUGCCCCUAAAUUCAUGUUUAUGAGAUAUCGAUUCAUACAACUAAUUAGAUUUGCACAUAGUGACUGGAGGUGGUUUUGAGGUAAUUAAAACAGUUCCACUGUAUGACUGUAUUGAGGGAAAGAGGAAUUUAAUUUUAUUGACUAGGGAUAUUACUUGCA